AAAGGCUUGCGCAGGUGGAGAAGCGGGAGGGUUUGCGCAGGCGCAGGAGCUAGGUGGCGCGUGUCGAAAAGUUACGCGCAGGCGCGGCAGACCUGGGAGGUCAAACGGGUGUCGUUUUCCAGGUCGGCCAUGGCUGAGGCGUCACGGUGGCACCGAGGCGGUGAGGGGUGAUCCUAGGAAGUGGUGGAGCAGGGCCGAUUUGGCAAUUACACAUACCCUGAUAGUAACUAUGUAGCGCCAUAUCUAUUCAUGUCAGAGAUAGGACUUCCAGCACGUGUAGCCCUCACAGCCUCCCCUUGAGACGGGAUGGACAGGGGUCCCAUUUCACAGACGGAAACUGAAGCCUUGAGGGGAGGUGGCACCCGCCCUUUGCCCGAGGCUCGAGCUGGGAGCUGUUACUUGCUGUACAAAUACCGUCGCUAGGCCCUUCUCCAAAGUCCUUUAUUGGUCUGGGGAGUCGUGACCUCGGUAGAACCCCAGGCCAAGUCCUUUACCCCUCCAGCGGAAUCCAACCUUCCCAGGAAGCAAUAUAGACGGUAGAGAAAACGAUUUCGUGAAGAUGAGGAAUUUUUUUCUUUCUUUCUUUCUUUCUUUCUUUCUUUCUUUCUUUCUUUAUUAUUUAUUUAUUUAUUUGUAUUUUGCUUUUUCACUUUCAGACGGGACUAUUGAGAAAACGUCCAUGUUAUAAAAUUCAUUAGUGUACAGUCAUAAAGUGCCCGCUCACCCCCAUGGGAAUGUUGUAAUUAUUCCUCCUUCAUGAAAGUGAGAAUAAAAAAAAAUAACCAGAAGCAAUUGGAGCUUGCCUUCACACAGUGUAUCAGAAUAAAAGUGGAAAACACAGUUCCAUCAUGGUUACUUAUAUACUUUAUAAAUUACAUAAUAAUGUAAAGAAAAAAUUUGUUUUAUGUUUCACAGGGGCUCCGAAACCUAAGCUGCAUUACAGAAAGGAAGUAGAAAUUAGAACCACACUUCAGGAGUUGUCACUCUACUUUAUUUUUUUAAUAAACCUAUGUAUAUUGACUUUUGGCAUGGUAAACCCACAUAUGUAUUACUUAAACAAAGUUAUGUCAUCUCUAUUUUUGGACACUUCUGUGCCUGGUGAUGAAAGAACCAACUUUAAGUCUAUUCGCAGCAUAACUGAUUUUUGGAAGUUUAUGGAAGGACCCCUUUUGGAAGGUCUGUACUGGGAUGCAUGGUACACGAACAAGACUUUGUAUAAUCUAAAGAACAGCAGCCGCAUCUACUAUGAGAACAUACUUUUAGGAGUGCCCAGAGUCCGUCAACUAAGAGUCCGCAACAACACAUGCAAGGUCUAUUCAUCCUUUCAGUCUUUGAUGAGUGAAUGUUAUGACAAAUACACUUCUAGCAAUGAAGAUACGUCUGAUUUUGGCCUUAAGCAGGAAACUGAAUGGAAGUACUCUACUCCUAAUAGUAGCUCCCCUUGGCACUGGGGAUUUGUUGGUGUUUACCAAAAUGGGGGAUUUAUUUUCACUUUAUCAAAAUCAAAAUCUGACACAAAAAACAAGUUCAUUAACCUUCGACUCAACAGCUGGAUCACAAGAGGGACCAGAGUUAUUUUCAUUGAUUUUUCGUUAUACAAUGCUAACGUAAACCUGUUUUGCAUCAUCAGAUUGGUGGCAGAAUUCCCUGCAACUGGAGGAAUCAUUACUUCAUGGCAGUUUUACUCUGUGAAGCUCCUCAGAUAUGUUAGCCACUAUGAUUAUAUUAUUGCUUCCUGUGAAAUCACAUUUUGUAUUUUUCUUAUUGUCUUCACAACACAAGAAGCUCAAAAAAUAAGAGAAUUUAAGUCUGCCUAUUUCAAAAGUGUUUGGAACUGGCUAGAAUUACUACUUCUGGUGUUGUGUUUUGUGGCUGUUUCCUUCAACAUAUACUGUAAUAUACAAAUUUUUCUCUUACUUGAAGACCUGUUAAAAAACACUGAAAAAUAUUCAGACUUCUAUUUUCUUGCAUACUGGUACAUUUAUUACAGCAAUAUAAUUGCUAUUACCAUCUUUUUUGCAUGGAUAAAGAUAUUCAAAUUCAUAAGCUUUAAUAAGACAAUGUCUCAGCUGUCAACAACCUUGUCCCGCUGUCUCAAAGACAUAGUAGGAUUUGCCAUCAUGUUUUUUAUAAUAUUCUUUGCUUAUGCUCAGUUAGGAUUUCUUGUUUUUGGAUCACAAGUUGACGACUUUUCCACUUUUCAAAAUGCCAUCUUUGCACAAUUCCGAAUUGUUCUUGGAGAUUUUAAUUUUGCUGGUAUUCAGCAAGCCAAUCGUAUCUUGGGGCCCAUUUACUUCAUCACUUUCAUCUUUUUUGUGUUCUUUGUCCUGCUGAACAUGUUCUUGGCAAUUAUUAACGAUACCUAUUCUGAAGUGAAAGCUGAUUAUUCAAUAGGCAGAAGGCCAGAUUUUGAACUUGGUGAAAUGAUUAAAAAGAGUUACAACAAUGCUCUUGAAAAACUUAGACUAAAGAAACCUCAAAAGGAUGAAGACGAUAAAGGUAUGAAAGGCGAUUUGGCUGAGCAAGCCAGAAGAGAAGGCUUUGAUGAAAAUGAGAUUCAAAGUGCAGAGCAGAUGAAAAAGUGGAAAGAGAGGCUUGAGAAAAAGUAUUAUUCUUCAGAAAUUCAAGAUGACUACCAGCCUGUCACGCAACAAGAAUUUCGAGAACUCUUUUUAUAUGCCGUGGAGCUGGAGAAAGAAUUACACUACGUCAGUUUAAAACUAAACCGAGUGAUGAGAAGGAUUUCAGCUCUACAAAAUUAAGACAAGUGCAGUCAUUCUGUAAGAAAAAGGCAACCGAAGAAUUCAAUGUGAAGAUGUUCCUCUCAAUUUUCUUCAGUAAUUAAAAAAAUAAUAAUAAAAGCAAAGUUGGUAACAACAAAAAGCUUGUAUCUCCA
Acinonyx jubatus (cheetah) is the source of this 2896-nucleotide messenger RNA. It is a transcript of the gene PKD2L2, whose product is annotated as polycystin 2 like 2, transient receptor potential cation channel. Lineage: Eukaryota; Metazoa; Chordata; Mammalia; Carnivora; Felidae. Gene Ontology annotation, biological process: detection of mechanical stimulus. Gene Ontology annotation, molecular function: calcium channel activity; calcium ion binding. Gene Ontology annotation, cellular component: membrane. The coding region runs from base 849 to 2762 and encodes 637 amino acids. The record is from RefSeq and is a predicted model, not a curated record. The transcript has 14 exons.